GCCCUGUCUAUAAAUAGGACGGACAUUUCAAGCUCGCUUACAAUUCAAUAUUCAAUUCAACAGACGGGUGAAGCGCUCGAGCGGGAACGUCAGAAAGGCGAUAUUUCUUUCCAGAUUAUUUUCAUUUUAAACCAAGUCUCGCGAUGAGUAACGACACGGAGAUCGAUCUGAAGGACGUGGAGCUCAACGAGCUGGAUGCGGAGAAGCAGCCCAUGACGGGGGAGGGGAGCCCGGCCGCGGAGACCGAGAAGAACGGCUGCGUGAAGGUGAAGCUGCCCGAGGAUCAGGAGGAGGGUUUGAAGUUCACGGGGCUCUCGAAGGAGGAGCUGCUGAAGGUGGCCGGGACACCAGGCUGGGUCCGGACCCGCUGGGCUCUGCUCAUUCUGUUCUGGCUCGGCUGGCUGGGCAUGCUGGCCGCGGCCAUCGCCAUCAUUGUCCAAGCGCCGCGCUGCAAGUCGGUCCCGGAGCAGAGCUGGUGGCACAAGGGCGCCCUCUACAGGAUCGGGGCCGUCGCUGCCUUCAUGGACUCCAACGGAGACGGGACGGGGGACCUGGCAGGAGUCUCCCAGCGCAUUGACGAGCUGAACCAGUUGAAGAUCAAGGGGCUGGUACUGGGACCAGUACACAAAAGCAUUCCGAACACAGACAUUAAUCUGGAUCUGAUGGCCAUCGACCCGUCCCUGGGAAGCAUGGAGAAUUUCACCAGACUGCUCCAAGUGGCUCAGAAGAAAAGUAUUCGAGUGGUCCUCGAUCUCACUCCGAACUACAAAGGGGAGAAGCCCUGGUUCACUGAGAGUUACCUGAAAACCAACAGCGAGAAACUCAAGGAAGCGUUCCGGUUCUGGCUGGAUCAGGGGGUGGAUGGGAUACAGCUCUCUGGGGUGGAGGAGCUGCUGAAGCUGCAGCCGCAGCUGUGGGAGGAGCUGAGGAACCUGACUGGCAACUACAGCACUGAGGAGAGACCGAGGAUCCUGAUCGGGGAGACGAGUCUGCAGGACAUGGAUCAGGUCCUGUCUCUCCAGAACCGCUCCGCAGCGGACCUGCUGGUGUCGGGGGUGCUGGGGCGGCUGAACCGCACGGGGAGCGCUGUGGCUGCGGGCGUGGAGGGGUACCUGAGCGAGCUGAGGGGGAGCUGGCCUGGCUGGGCGGUCGGAGGGCGUGUUGCAGGUCACAUGGCUUCUCUGGUGCCGCAGAGGCUGCUGGGAGUUUACCACACCCUCCUCUUCACCAUCCCCGGCACGCCAGUCACUAACUACGGAGACGAGAUCGGACUGAGAGACGAGCCUGGACAGGCUGCCAAAUCUCCCAGGAUGCAGUGGGAUGAGAGCGGUCACGCGGAUUACAACCAGAAUAUAUCAGUCAAGGCUCAGAAGUCGGACCCCCAGUCCUUGCUGAGUCUGUACCGCUCCCUGAGUGAUCUCAAGGGAAAGGAGCGCUCUCUGCUCUACGGAGAGUUCCAGCCUCUCCUCUCCUCCUCCUCCUCAGUCUUCUCCUACCUGCGCCGCUGGGAUCAGAGCGAGCGCUUCCUCGUGGCCCUCAAUUUCGGGGAGUCCCCGGCGGAGGUGACCCUGCAGGACCCCCUCGUGCCCCCCGAAGCGACUGUGGUGCUGAGCUCUGACCCCAGCAGGCAGGCAGGGGUCAGCCUGGGCCUCGAGAAACUCACCCUGCACCCCAGCGAAGCCUUGCUCCUCAAAUUCCCUUACGUAGCCUGAACCAGGGGGAACCCCCUCCCCCAAACAGAGCACAGGGGGGGGACCCCGAAUUGAGUUCAGAGUGAGAUAUUGUAACUUCCUGCCCCUCUUUCCACCCGGCCUGACAUUCCAGUGUGAAACGUUUGUAGAUUAAAAGAUAUUUUAUGCUGUGAUGAUGA
This is a messenger RNA of Acipenser ruthenus (sterlet), 1870 nucleotides long. RefSeq names its product 4F2 cell-surface antigen heavy chain-like. The coding region runs from base 144 to 1712 and encodes 522 amino acids. The record is from RefSeq and is a predicted model, not a curated record. Lineage: Eukaryota; Metazoa; Chordata; Actinopteri; Acipenseriformes; Acipenseridae. The transcript is spliced from 10 exons. Gene Ontology annotation, biological process: amino acid transport; carbohydrate metabolic process.